Periophthalmus magnuspinnatus is the source of this 810-nucleotide messenger RNA. Its product is annotated as low choriolytic enzyme-like. Gene Ontology annotation, biological process: proteolysis. The record is from RefSeq and is a predicted model, not a curated record. Gene Ontology annotation, molecular function: metalloendopeptidase activity; zinc ion binding. The coding region runs from base 1 to 810 and encodes 269 amino acids. The transcript has 7 exons. Lineage: Eukaryota; Metazoa; Chordata; Actinopteri; Gobiiformes; Gobiidae.
AUGGACCUCAAAAUGGACCUCAAAAUGGCGCCCGCUCUGCUGCUCGUGGGGCUGCUGGGACUGUCCACUGCUCACGACGGACACGGGGAGAGGGAGAGGGAGGAGGGGGAGGAGGAGAACAUUACCACAACCAUACUCCGGAUGAAUAAUGGUUCUUCUGAUUUCUUGGAGGGAGACGUGGUUCUGCCUCGAAGCCGCUCCGCCAUAAAAUGCGCCGCUCGCUCCCACAGCUGCCUCUGGCCCAAAUCCUCCAAUGGGAACGUGGAGAUCCCUUAUGUUCUGAGCGACAAAUACGACGCCACGGAGCGCGCCGAGAUUUUGAGAGCUCUGAAAGACUUUGAAACCAAAACCUGCGUCCGAUUCAACCCGCGUCAGAGACAAACGGCGUAUUUGAGUUUUGAGCCCAGCUACGGCUGUGCGUCUCUUUUGGGUCACACCGGGGACAAACAGGUGGUGUCGCUGCAGAAGUUCGGAUGCGUGUCGUUCGGGAUCAUUCAGCACGAGGUGAUGCACGCGCUCGGCUUCCAUCACGAGCACAACCGCAGCGACCGCGACCAACACGUCCGAAUCAACUGGGACAACAUCAUAGAGUAUUUCACCCACGACUUUGAUAAAAGCGACACGGACAACCUGAACACGCCGUACGACUACUCGUCCAUCAUGCACUACGCCAAAGACGCCUUUGGGAAGAACUGGGCCGACACCAUCGUUCCGAUCCCAGAUCCCAGCGUCCCGAUCGGGCUGAGGGAGCGAAUGUCCGACCUGGACGUGCUCAGGAUCAACCGACUCUACAAAUGUUGGGGAUUUUAA